This is a messenger RNA of Paramormyrops kingsleyae, 7279 nucleotides long. RefSeq names its product sialate:O-sulfotransferase 2-like. Gene Ontology annotation, molecular function: sulfotransferase activity. The record is from RefSeq and is a predicted model, not a curated record. Lineage: Eukaryota; Metazoa; Chordata; Actinopteri; Osteoglossiformes; Mormyridae.
UCUCCGCGGUCACGGCGCUCCGUGCCGAACGCGGGGCUCUGUGACAGGCGGUGCGAGCGCGGACGGGAGGGAUCGCCCUGCGCCGCGGCCAGCUACAUCACCGCUGACAGCUGCAUUUGACCCGCCUCGGAUAGUGGGCGCACCAGAUCCUCUGCGUACUAAGAUCGCAGCCGCCAGCCCUCCUGAAAUGAUUUCGCCUACUGUGGCUUUUUGAUGGACGCGCUUGGCCCAUGCUGAUGUAGCCUGCGGGGUUUCUGCAGUAUCCCGUUGGUCCACGGAGCCGGACCGGGAAGAAAGUACCGAGUGGAAAUAUUCGGCUGGAUCGCGCCUCGGCGACGGGGAUCGCAAAGUCUUAACGCCAGUCUGUGGCAGCAACGUGAUGCGGACAAUUAAUAGUGAUGCGUCUCAUUCGCAAACCACGAGUAAAUUGCACUAGCCGUGUUUGAUGGCUGCCGCUGACAUUAGUUAAAAUUCCCUAGAUUGGAGGAGCUGAUGUUUAACAGAUACGGUCCGUCCUGGAGGAACCCCCCCACUCUUGCGAAAGGUGGUGGAGAAGCUCUCUAGAUCCAGGGCUGGGCGGGGAGGGCCCAUCCUACAGCCUGAAGUGGGACGUCAUGCCACUUAAAGCCCACAGCAGCCUACUGGUCCUGGGACAGGGAUAGGGGCAGGGUCAAGCCGGCAGCCAUCAGCCCAUCGAAGGACGCCCAUUGUUCACGCUAUGAGGGCGUCUGUGGCUCGUUUGUCCGGGAAAUCAAACUGGCUGUAACCAGUGCAGCGUGUUCACUUGUAUUAGCCUGGGUAUGUGGGUGGGGCCUGUGCUGACAUAAGAGACUAGAAAUUUUCAGCCAGUUGGAAAACGUACCAUGCCAGCCAGUGCCGGAAAAUUUGGAACGUCCAUUUUUUUUUUGAUGCUUUCUGAAAGCUGUGACUUCCUGUGAGAUCCCGGCUCUCCUCUAACGUUCCUCCUCCCCUCUUGGUGGCGCUGCUGUGUCUCUUGCUGCCUGGUGGUUUGGAGCACAGGCUUAGCCCCGGAGGUCAGCGGGAGCUGGCUUCACCGUAUCUGAGCGGCACGGCGGCGAGGGAUGGCGCGCACCCUGCUGAGGCUCCGCCGCUAUGUCCGCCGCAGACCUCUGCGCUUUCUCUCCUUCGUCCUCCUCUACCUCACGGCCGGCGGCAGCCUGGUCUUCCUGCGUGCCGGCGAGACAGCCUCGGGUGCUCAGGGGUCCGGGCCAGAGAUGGGCCGGGGGGGCCCGGAGGGCCGGGGCCUUGGGUUGAUCAGUAGGGUCUUCAGAGAGGGCCGUCGACCUCCGCGAAGGUACAACCCACCCUGGCUGAAACAGGACUCCCAGGAUCUGUCCGCGAGGGGAGGGCGAGAUGGAGACCACACUGGGGGGUGGAGCCGUGCCCUAAAGGGGCGGAGCAUGAAAGACUCAGAGGAGGGGCGAGCAACGUACCUUGGCUGCUAUGCCGACAACACCCACAAGAGGGCCCUGCGUGGGGCAUCCUUCUUUGACUACAAGAAAAUGACGGUCUUCCGUUGCCAGGACAACUGCGCCGAGAGGGGCUACCUGUAUGCGGGACUGGAGUUCGGUGCUGAGUGUUACUGCGGCCACAAGAUCCAGGCGGCCAAUGCUUCGGAGGGCGACUGCAACAUGGAAUGCAAAGGCGAGAGGGGAAGGAACUGUGGCGGAGCCAACCGGCUCACCAUCUACCGGCUGGAGCUGAGCCAGGACUCGGCCCGCCGCUACGGGAGCGCCGUCUUCAAAGGGUGCUUCAAGAAACCUGAAAACGUGACUCUGGCCCUCCCCAUCGCAGCGGUAUUCCUCAACAUGUCUGUCGACAAGUGCGUGGACCUCUGCACAGAGAAGGAGUUCCCGCUGGCCGUCCUGGGGGGGGCCGUCUGCAGAUGCGGCUUCCCCACGGCACAGUUCUCGCUGCACGAGCGGGAGGAUGAGGAGAUGUGCCAGCGGUAUUGCCCUGGCGACGAGGCGGAGAAUUGCGGCACGGAUGACUACUUCCUGGUGUACCAGACGCAGGUGCAAGACAAACGCUGCAUGGAUCGCCACUUCCUGUUGUCACGAACGAAGCGCCUGACAGCACUGGCCAGCUUUCCUGGGGCGGGAAACACGUGGGCGCGGCAUCUGAUCGAGCUGGCCACGGGCAUCUAUACGGGCAGCUACUACUUUGACGGCUCGCUCUACAACAAAGGCUUCAAAGGAGAGCGAGAUCACUGGAGGAGUGCCAGGACCAUCUGCAUCAAGACACACGAGAGUGGCAGGAAGGAGAUCGAGGCCUUUGAUGCCGCCGUCCUCAUCAUCCGUAACCCCUACAAGGCCUUGAUGGCGGAGUUCAACCGCAAGUACGGCGGCCAUGUUGGAUUCGCCUCACAGACCCACUGGAAAGGGAAAGACUGGCCAGAGUUUGUGAGGAACUACGCCCCCUGGUGGGCAUCCCACACCCUGGACUGGCUUCGCUACGGGAAGAACGUGCACGUAGUCCACUUCGAAGACCUGAAGAGGGAGCUUUUCGGCCAGCUGAAGAAAAUGGUGGUCUUCCUGGGCCUGGGGGUGUCUGAGGACCGCCUGCUGUGUGUGGAGGGCCAAAAGGACGGCAACUUCAAGCGCUCCGGCCUUCGCAAGCUGGAGUACGACCCGUACAGCCCCGAGAUGCGGGCCACCAUCGACGACCUCAUAAGGGUGGUGGACAAGGCCCUGAGGGAGAGGAGACUGCCAGGGGUUCCAGAGGAAUACAGUCCAAGAUAAUGGUCAUGCUUCCCAGCCAUUUUCUCUCUGCACAUCUCCAUCCUUAAUUAGUUUUGGUUGUAAAACAAUGUAAAAAAAACUAACUAGUCUCAAAAUGCAGAGGCCCUCAAAGGAAGUCUGUUGCUUGGAAGGACCUGUCCUGAUGGGGGAGUGGGGGGGGGGGGGAUUGUAAAACUAUUACAUGGAUUUUGCGCAUCAGUCAUAGCUGACAAUCACGGGUCUCCCUUCCACGCAUGUGCGUCCGCUGGGUUUCGCCUUGACGACAGGAAAGCCAGUAGCUGGUGUAUUUAUAGUCAGAUCCAAUUAAUUUCCAUUCGUUUUUUUCCCCGGAAUUUUAACAAAGAAGGUUGUGCUGCUAUUCCUAAACCCUAAACGAAAAAGUCUCCUUUUAUAGACUUCAAAUAUACAAAUAUCAAAUAAUAGUGUUAUUUUUGAGAUGAAACACAAAAAAAAAACAGCAACCGGCAUUUUUUAUAGUCUGUGGGACCGUCGCAUGUGAUGUGUAUAGAAGUGAGUUUUUUUGGGGGGGAAAUGGGGUUUUGACAAAAAUAUAAAUAUAUUUUUUAAAAAUCCAUCUCUGACGAUAUAAACACUUUUCUUUGUUUGAAAAGCUAAAGGACAAGUGUGGAAUGUAGAAGUAAACAAGACAGGUCGACGAUUUAGAAGAAUGUAUGACACAUAUGGCUAAAUCCUGGCAGAGCAACAUUGUUAGUCCAAAAAGCAGUAUAAGAACGGUAACAGAAACUUUCCCGAAGCUUUCUUAACGCUACGUCAUUCGUAAGUUCUGUCUUUUAACGUAGAACUUACGAACGACAUAGAGUUAAGGCUUCGGGAACAAGUUCUCUCUGCUACAUCCUCAGUCAUUUGCUUAUAGUAACUCACAGUAACUCAAUAACCAAAUAAAUCACAGUGCAAUCAGUCUAGGUGGCAACUGCAAAUGUGGCAACCAAACCAAAACUAACACACACACAGCACUUUCAUAAUGGUGUAACAAAAUUCCUGGCCAUCUGUUGUACACCUGCUUGGUACUAAUAGCUACUAAUAAUUUUACCUUUUAGCUAAGGUGAAAUUUCCUUUGCACUUUGAGCAUCUACCUAAUCAUCCAGCUGUUGGGGGGUUCUUAGCAAUAUUUUUCUGAUUCUAUGUUCGACAAACACGCCACUCUUCAGAAAUUAUACUUCAGUGGUAAUUUAAAGUUAGUCUGUCUGUCUGACACAGAGCUAUCGGUCUCCUAGAUUAUUUCUGCCAAGGCUGAUUCUCGAUGCUGGUUUGAAUCAGACCGGACACCUGCCUUUGAUGUCUCCAUAACUGAACAUUUCCCACGGGUAUUCUGGGUAACGGACGACCUUCACUUCAUCAUAGGGGAAAUUUCUCAACACACAACAAAGACUCCUUUCUCGUAGAGCAUAUAAGAAUACUGAAACUACAAUAUUACUAACACACUGUAUGACAAUAAACAAAUGUGGGUUCCUGCAGGCACCAAGCUUGAUAGACGUAAAUACAUAAAAAUAUGUAUAUGUAUAUUGAGGAAACAAAUUCUAUUUUCCCUAUUUUUUGCGGAAGCAAAGCCUAAUAGCUUAAUGCAGGUCAUCAGUUGUUGAUAAUGAGUUCAAAACAUUCAGUGAAUUUUUAGUGUUUAUGUGUUCCUUGGAAAGGUACAUUUAAAAUGACAAACCUAAAAAUAUUGAUAUGCAUUUAUAUCUAUUAGCAACUGAAUGAUUGAUUAUUCUUUAGAAAUAUUGACAUUCUUUAGAUGCACAAAUUAUUCUUAUUGAGUCUCAUUUCUGCCCUUACUAGCACCUUAGACGAAGCGAUCUGUAAAAUCACAGGGUCAUCGCUGAAUUCCUAUGAUUGGCUGGAAACAUGAAAAAGGCCCAAUAAGCGUGAGGAUGGGACCUUAUUGGAUGCUUUGGUGGCCUGGUAAUCUGCCCCUUACAUCUCCCCAGAAAUCCUUAUAUUAUACUACGAUUCUCCCAAGCAGCUUCAUUUGUUACCCCAUAAAAUAAUUCAUAUUAAUUCAUUCAUCACCUUGGUUUUGUGUUUCCUACUUAUUCAAUGUUUCUCAAAUUACUUACAUUAUUAUUAAAUAAUUGACAAUCUUUAUUUUUCUAAUUCAAUUUUUCCUACUUUUAUCCAAAACUUUAAUGACGAACAGACAUACAGAUAACCCCACUACCUUUAAUUAAAUGAAUUUUAACAGAUACCAUCUGUAAACAAACCAAAUGAUAUUGAAUCAUUUUUCUGGAAAAUAUAAAUAAUUAAAAAUGAAAUUACUCUGGUGUGCAGGCCCAAUAUGAGAUCCUGAUAUGAUUGUCUGUCCAGAUGCACAGUAUGCCAGUAUUAAUCAAAUGUUUCGAACAGCUUAUUUUGAUUUGCUUGGCAUACAUCUGAUUGCUCAUUAAAGAUUUCCCUGCAAUUAAUUAUUAAAUUGUAAGGAUAAGGCUGUUUCUUGUUCAUAUGCUUACCGUUUGCGGAACGUAGUUGAAAAACAGCUGAAAUAUAUCAAGCCAUAAAUGAAUCCUUAUUUCCCCAAUUGGCGAUGUCAACGUGCUCCAGAAAGCCACAGCGCUGGGUGUCACCAGGAAAGUCUGCGGCGUGUCGUGCUGCUUCUGUCAGCGUGCCCAUCCCGAGGCUCAGCAGCGCCGGCGACCAGGCGAGGCUGCCCUCAUGCAGAAAAUGCGACAAGGUGCAAAAGCCACACGCGCCGCAGUAUGAGCUGCAUAAAUUGGACAGGCUGUGAUGUGAGCAUGUGGGGAAAACAGCAAUGGUGUUUUUCUAGUAAUGUUAAUAAUAAUAAUAGUUAUGAGGUGGCAUGGCACAGGCAGGAAAAUAUGACGAUUAUGAAAUAUGACUUACAGCAACAAGACAAAGAUGCUUCAUUAAAGAAAAACAGGACAUAAAGGUGCCUUGGGGGAGGAGGGUCAAAAAUAAGACUAACCUAAAGAAACCACAAGUAACACAACUAAAGAACUGGGAAAACUGGGGAGCAGGACUAGAAAACCAAGCAGAGUUUACAGUGAGCACGAGCACAAGCACGAUUGACUGGGGAAAUGAACAAAGGCAGACACUUAAUUACUCAGGUAAUGAGGACUAACAAAGGGCAGGUGUGAAUCAUCAGAAACAUUACCCAACAAUGCUAUGGAACUAGGCAGAGGUGAAACAAUUGCAAUUAAUGAAGAGCAAGAACCAUGAAAUGUAACAAACAGUAAGGGGUAACAGCUCUAGGGACGACUGGGAACAUAAGGUUAUGCAAACAGAAAACCAGGUACGACAGGGUAAAUCAAAAGUAAGGACAAAGAGCAAAGGCAAAGAUACACAAUACCAAAUACAGGAAAAAGCGAUAAUACUUAAAUAACAGAUGAGGCUGACCUCGGGUCAGUAACACCUGCUGGCCAAGCGGGGAAGACAUGAAGGACAGGGAUGGAUGGGCACUGACAGGGCGAGUUUCUAGCUACUGAAAAGAUCAAGGGCUUGACCUUUUGUUUUUUUUUGAAGGGAGAUUGGCAAUUGGGGCUAAAAUACUCGGGGCUAGACUGCUUGGGGCUGUAGCCCCCAGUGCAUUGACCCUGACAAGUAAUAAUAAUAAUAAUAAUUAUUAUUAUUAUUAUUAUUAUUAAGACAAUAAUAAUUAUUGUUAUUAUCAUUGUCAUUAUUGUUAUCUAUUAUUAUCAUUAUUAUAUAUGAAUAUUAUAAUAAUGCACAUUUUAUUAGACUCUUUGGAGUUAUCAGUGAUUCCAGCAGUAAAAAUCAAGCUGGGUCAGUUUUGGAUGGAUGGAUUUUGUGGGCAGUGUAUGUUGGGUUAGUCCUUCCAUUCUCUGUUUAAGUCCGUAAAACCGUGGCAUCUGGUUCUGCAUGGGGGAGUGCAUUUUUUUAUUCGUAAAAUACAAACGUGGAUUGUAGGAGAAUGGGGAUUCCCUGUGGUAUCGCACUUUGAAGAGAAAGGGGAUUCCCGGCGGUAUCGCACUUUACUGAGGUACGCUCAGACUGUACCCAUUUAAUGUCUCCUCAUUUCCUGAUUUUCAGCACCACUGUGAGGUUAACAGAUUGCUUUCAUGCUCAAACUUUAUUAAUUUUGACCCCAAAUACAAAUGUAUGUUUAUAUUUUCCCAAGUGAUUCUGUAUAUAAAAUGUAUCUAACUUUUGCUGAUGUCCUCCUUUCCACGUUGCCCAAAAAUCAAGGUUUUAAACUCCCACAGAUUUUUACCACCCAAAAUCACUCUAACUUUUUAGCAUGAAUGGUAACUGAAUACUGUGUUUAAAAGGAGUUGCUACAGAUGUGGAGUUUGGUAUCUCGCACUCCUAAACGGGGCCUUGUGAUGUAGACGCUGGUGGUCAGCCGUUUCCAGCAUGUUUUUGACAUCAAAUGCUUUGGCAUCUGAGGCAAACUGGUUCAUUUUGGAUUUUAAUUGCUGUUAUAAUUGUGCAUUUCUGGGAUUCCACAUUGCUUGUAACCAGAAGAAACUGUGGGGUUUUUUUUAAUACAUGCUGCAUUUUUCACAAUAAAUCCUGACAAUGUG